AUGAGCCUACUUCAACCAAUACCACCAAUACCUCAAAGCACUUUGAUCGCUCAAAAACGGGUUAAACCUAUCGAAACUUGUGAUAACUGUAAAGAGCGUAAAGUAAAGUGUGACAAAGAACGACCAGUAUGUGGUACUUGCAAAAAAACUAAACGGGAUUGCACAUAUGAUUAUUCGGCAUCCUCCAAACGGGGGCGGCCUAAGAAUGACUAUGAACUACUCCAAGAACAAAUAGAAGACAUUCAGACUUCAACAUUUCAACAACUCGAUCAAAUGGAGUCUAUGUUGGAACUAGCGGUUAUGUCAGGUGUGCCACAAGGCAAUACUCCCGAUACGAUGACAAACGGGAACAAUGAAUGGCGAGGAUUAUAUCCCAACUUUACAAGCGAAUCAACUCCAUUACCCAGUCUAAAUUUAAAUCUGUCUGAAGAAACGCUGUACCUUUCCACCCAGAUCGCUCCCAGUUUGCCCAGACAACCGCAUCAGGAGGACAACACAGCUGUUGGCUCAGAUUUAUUCAUCGGACAUCCAUUUGCAAUGCUCGAGAAUGACGCAUUAGAUCAACUCACUGAUAAAAUGGAAAGCUUAAAUAUCUUUGAAUCAAACCAAUAUGUUGGAGAGGGAUCCCUGCUUUUAUUGAGUGACGGUGGAGAUGAGCUAAUUUUACCGCGUUCCCCCGCUAACUUGUCACAAGUAGAGCGUGAUUUGAAAUGUUUACCUAACGCAGAGAUAGUGGACCUACUUAUUGACCUGUAUUAUCAGAAAAUUUAUCGCCACUAUCCUCACAUGAAGAAGUCUGUCUUGGAUUCCUUGGGUGAUCUAUCAACGCCACAACAUUUUCUUCUCCUCAAUAGCGUCAUGUUUGCUGCAUCGCCUUUUCAUCCAAGCGAAAAGCUCCAACAAAAUGGUAUAUGCUAUCACCAGCGGGGCGUUGCACUCCUUCAGCGUCAUUGUAUGACCACUCCACAUGUGUUAACUGUUAUUAGCCUUUUUAUACUUGGUUUAAAUACGCGCAAGAUGGGCUCGGCUUGGAUCUUCCUUGGCAUGGCUUCUAAAAUGGCUUUUGAAUUAGGUCUUCACCGUAAAAUCAAGAGUCCACAAAUGACACCUGAAGUCAAGGAGAUGAGAGACAUGGCAUUCUGGGGAUGCUUCGUUGCUGAGGCUUGGGUAUCUGCAUGUUACGGACGUCCCAGUGCCAUAGAUGAAGCGAUGUGCGAUGUGGAUCUUUUGCCAAUACCUCAGACUCCUGAGCCGGAUCAUGAAACUCGCCUGCACAUUGCAUGGAUUUUACAUAUUGAUUUACUAAGAAUAUUCGCUCAGGUCCGUAAAUACUUGUAUGGGAGGGCCAAAAUUGCUGGAACUAAAAGGGAGGAAAGCCAAUUUAAGUUCUUAGAUGCAGUUCUUGGAAAAUGGUCUUCCACAUUGCCGCAAUGGUUAAGAUUCGAAGAAAUGACGAAGGAUGUAAAAAACAGUUUACUUGGUUCAAUAGGAGGGGAGAUGCAUACAUUGUUCUGGACUGUGAUUAUAUUGCUACAUAGUCGUAAUCUCGCUAUGUUUACCACAAAUCCUAAUAAUCCGCUAUUGCGGAACAUGAAUGACCCAUCUAUAUUAUUGUCGCAAACAAUGUGUGUUAAUGCUGCUACUAUCCUUCUUCAUUUGCUUGAUGUUUUGAUGAACACCGUUCCUGAUUUCUACGAGCAAUCAUGUACAGCGCUGUUCUCAUUUGCGCCAGCUAUCCGUGUAUUGUCCUGGACUGCACAGAGAGGCGACGAGAAAUCAGUGCAAAUGGUAGAACGGUUGAAAGAGAUUAAGGAUCAAGUCAAAGAGAUUGCUAGAAAUUUUGCUGUACGAGCAGGUCUCGAGAGUCGAUUGGAAGGAGAAGAGAAGUUGCACAAGUUGUGGUUGGGUAAGGAAGAAGAGGCGAAGAUUGUUGAUCCAGUUCAAUACAGGAAACAGUAUUCUUAUAUUACUAAGAAAGGAAAAAACGCCGUCAGUAAUAAACAAAUAGACAGUGAACAGCCGACGUCAUAUAAUGAUAAGAACGAAUUUACCUUCACGUUCACACAUCAACCAUCAGAUGAUAUCAUCAAUUUUGUACCACAGUUGCAACAGUCACAACAGGCAUCCCAUGUCUUUACUCCCCAACAGCAAUUGCAACAGUCACAACCACCAGUGUCUUUGCAACAAGUGCCACAGCUGUCUGUAUUUACGUUGGAUUUCGGUGCAAAUAAUUUGGCAGAUAAUCAUGGUCUCACUCAGCAAUAUAAUGACAUGAAUAUAAUGCCUUCAUUUGACCCGUUCAAUGGAGGUAACUUCCAUCCUGAUGAAAGUAGUGCGCAAGCUCCGUGGCAAUGA
This is a messenger RNA of Paraglomus brasilianum, 2355 nucleotides long. Lineage: Eukaryota; Fungi; Glomeromycota; Glomeromycetes; Paraglomerales; Paraglomeraceae. The record is from the annotation of a GenBank genome assembly.